AUGCCGCACGCCAACCUUCCUCCGCCUGGAUUCCAGGCCCUCAUUCUCUGUGGGCCUGGAGCUUCUUUUACCACAUUCACAUCCACUCCUCAUGAGAUACCCAAAGCUCUUCUACCCAUCGCAAAUAGGCCAAUGGUGUGGUAUCCUCUGGAAUACUGCUACCGUAUGGGAAUUACAGAUAUUACUGUCAUCACUCCGCCAGAAUCCCUCGAAGCCAUUGAGGCUGCCAUGUCGCAGAACCCCCAUCUGACCUCUCUUCCCGCCCCGAAACCAGAUAUUCUUGCGCCCAAAGAUCUUCACCAUGCCUCUGGAACCACCGAACUUUUCAGGCUCCCCGAGGUACAAGCUGCGAUCAAAGGCGACUUCGUUGUUCUUCCCUGCGAUUUGGUAUGCGAACAAGAUGGUGCACCUCUCAUAGAUGCUUGGAUGGUUGAACAGGCCGGUUUGGGAGCUGCAAGCGGAGGGGUGAAUGAAUUGGGACCCGUGCCUCUUGGAAUCGCUGGAGAGAAAUCACGCCGUCGAGGCGGACUGGGCGUUUGGUAUCAGACCAAAGGAGAAGCCAGCGCAAAAGGAGAAGAGACGGACUUCAUUGCUACCACACCCCUCCCACCUGGGCCCGUCCCUGCACCAGCAGACUCGUUGCGCCGCAACAUCUCCAACCUGGUAUACACGGUUCCUACGGACACACUCAAGGACAUAACGGAAGAGAACAAGUGCUUACCUAUCCGACACACCCUCAUUCGAAAGCAUGCUCGUGUGCGGAUGUUGACCACCUACCGUGAUUCUCAUCUGUACUUCUUUCCCUACUGGGUCAUCGAGAUGAUGAGGAAGAACGAAACCUUUGAGAGUGUCAGCGAGGAUGUCCUAGGCUGGUGGGCAAAGGCCGGAUGGCAGGAUGGGCUUGGCGAUAAACUUGGUCUUCGUGACAUUUUCUACCCUGAUGAGGCUUCGGACGGAGAGGGUGAGGGCAGGCUUGAGUCUUCACAAUUCAUCGAAGAAGAGAUUGAUGUUUCAAAACUGAGUUCGACUUGGUCCUCCACUCUGGAGUCUUCUCCGUCAACAGCCCUCGCCUCCCGAGUCCAAAAUUCUAACAUCCCUGAGGCAGCUAAGUCCAUCUCUACGGGAUCAAAAUUGCCCGUACCACCAAUUCUGGCCUAUGUUCAACCAUCGGACCCCUCGCUACCGCUGAUUCGAAGAGUCGAUACCGCACAUCUCCUCCUCACUGUUUCACUCCGCCUAGCAAAACUUCCAUCAAUAGAAGAAGCCGGUAAAGAUGCCUCUCCUUUCGCGCAUCAAGCAAAGAUCGCACACAAAGCUGCUAUUCCUCUGAGGUGCAGGGUGGAAGCUGAGAACUCGUUGUUGGCCGAGAACGUCAUUGUGCAGGAGAAAUCAAACAUCAAAGAGUCCGUCAUUGGUACAGGCUGCACUAUUGGCGAAGGUGCACGCUUACUUCGCUGUUUGCUGAUGGACGGUGUUGAGGUUGGUCCGAAUGUCCAGCUCACUGACUGCAUCCUGGGACGAAGAUGCAAGAUUGAAGGUGGACCCACAAAGAGUGACGAGAAGACCGUGUUGACAAAGUGCGAAGUUCAGGAUGGCCAGGUCGUAGAGUGGGGAACGGAAGCCAAGGGCGAGAAGAUCAUGCGUUUCGACAUGGGCAGUGAUAUGGGAGAUGACGUGGGUAUGGAUAUGGGAGAUAAUGGUGGUUUCGAUGGAGCUGAAGACGAAGGCAUUCCUCUUUGA
This is a messenger RNA of Aaosphaeria arxii CBS 175.79, 1740 nucleotides long. Its product is annotated as eukaryotic translation initiation factor-like protein subunit eIF2B-gamma. NCBI's taxonomy places the organism in Eukaryota, Fungi, Ascomycota, Dothideomycetes, Pleosporales. Gene Ontology annotation, cellular component: eukaryotic translation initiation factor 2B complex; guanyl-nucleotide exchange factor complex. The record is from RefSeq and is a predicted model, not a curated record. Bases 1 to 1740 code for a protein of 579 amino acids. Gene Ontology annotation, molecular function: translation initiation factor activity; guanyl-nucleotide exchange factor activity. Gene Ontology annotation, biological process: biosynthetic process; cytoplasmic translational initiation. The transcript is spliced from 3 exons.